This is a messenger RNA of Didymodactylos carnosus, 551 nucleotides long. The record is from the annotation of a GenBank genome assembly. Lineage: Eukaryota; Metazoa; Rotifera; Eurotatoria; Philodinida; Philodinidae.
AGAAAUAGCUGUGAAAAAAGAAGAAGCAGAUGUUGAAUUAGCUGCAGCAUUACCAGCAUUAGAAGAAGCACGACGUGCCGUUAAAGAAUUAACAAAAGAUCAAAUUGCUGAAAUUCGUGGUUUUAAAGCACCUACAGCACCAGUAGCAAAUGUUUGCCGUUCUGUAUUAGCUAUUUUACGUCCUCAAAGUGCUGAUACAUGGGCCGAAUGUCAAGCAAUGAUGGCUGAUAUUAAUUUUUUAGACACUUUAGUUAAUGUUGCAAUUGAAAAAUUAUCACAAGCAACUGAACGUAAAUUACGAACAAUUUUAGAUUUAUUAGAUGAAAGUUUAUUAAAAGAUGUAAAUAAUGUUAUACCAGAUCCUGAACGAAAAAAUGAAUAUAUGCAACAAUUAAUGUCAAAAAAAUCUCAAGCAGGCGCUGGUCUACUAAAAUAUUCUCAAAAUGUUUUAAAUUGUGUUCGUAUUUAUCGUGUUGUUAAACCAAAAUCAGAUAUGGUCAUGCGAUUACAAUCUGAAGCAAAACGUGCACAAGAUGAUUUAAAUAAUACAC